CGCAGUCUCGUGUCAAUGCUUUGUAUUUCUAUCAUAGUCACGCUAGUCACUUUCUCCUUGUCUAGUCAGUUUAUUUGUUGAGUGCCAAGUUAUACACAUUUUAAGUUAACCUUGAUUGUCAGUAGUGUAUCAGGGUCAAGUCUGUACCUUUAAUUGUCAGUAGGGUAUCUGCAGGUUAAAGUUUGUCAUCAUGUCCUACUUGUUUACUAUCGGGUUGGAUAAGAUGAAGGGAGCGAUUCCCUUCAUGAGCAGUAUAGAUGACGUUACGGACCAGAUAAAUAGGAACACCAUGACCAGACUGAUGGUGAUGUGGGCUAUUUUAAGCACGUUUAACCAGCUGAUAGGAGCCAACAUCAGCUGUCUCAAGUUCACAAAGUUCGAUAAAGAUUUUGCAGAGCAGUAUUGUUGGACGCAAGGUAUAUACACCCACAUGGACGCGUACGACAUGCCCGGACAAACCCCGUACCCCGGGAUCGCACCCUGUGUGGGACGAUUGAACAUCAAAACAGGAAAGAUAAACUAUCCUUGUAAUGAGAAAGAAAUGUUCGAAAAGAAAGUAUUCCACAGCUGGUAUCAAUGGGUUCCAUUCUACUACAUUGCUGUUGCAGUUGCUUACUAUUUCCCUUACCUCAUUCUUAAAACAACAAAGUUGCGAAGGAUCAAGCCACUCAUAAACCUCCUGAAAGAUGAAAACAUUAUCGAUCAGCAUCCAAAGAUGGUUGUGAAGAAGGUGUCUACAUGGCUUUACAACGAGGUUGUUUACCCGAGAUACGCAACAACUUCCUCGUUUCACCGGUUUUGGGGUGACUUCAGUCUUGUUUUCGGGGUCACCGCUGUCAAGUUUUUGUACUUUGUGAUAGCAAUAGGACACAUGCUGCUUACCGCACGCAUGUUCAAGAUAGGGAACUGGAUCACGUACGGCUUGAUGUUCGGGAUGCCGACUGGAGGCUCCCAGACUCACGUGAAGGAUGUUCUCUUCCCUAAAGUGGUGGCGUGUCGUAUCGAGAAGUGGGCUGCUUCAGGCUUGGAGUUUGAAACAGGAAUGUGUACUCUGGCGCUAAAUGUGAUGUACCAAUACCUGUUCCUAGUGAUGUGGUACCUUAACGUUGCUCUUAUAUUCCUCAAUGCUAUCAGUUGGUUUUACACAAUGUUCAAGUUCCUGAACCCUAACAUAACACACAAGUGGAUUGUUAAUUCCUCCAUGAUGCAGACCACUGCUGAUUUCACACGGAUGUUCGGAUACAUUGGACCUUCAGGCCGUAUUGUGGUUGCUAAACUAUCAGAGAAUAUGAGCGGAUACAUGCUAGCUAUGGUGUCCUCUAAAGUUGUAAAGAAAAUAGAUAGCCUGCAGAGACGGAGGAAGAACAAGCCUGCCUUAGAGUUUUACAGGAUAAACGGGGCCCCGCCCGAGAUGCCCCGUCAACCCCUGAUGGAGUCCGCUGCUCUGGCGUUUGGAGUGGUUCCUCAAUGUAUGACUAAAACAAACAGUAACAUGAAUAAAGCUAACAAUAACAUUACUAUGAGACCCAGAAGUAAUACUAUGUCAUGAUGGGAGAAAACUAUUGUGCAAAAUUUGAUGUCUUUUAAUUGAUGAUAUGACAAAAUUGUUAUAUUUGAAAUAUAGUAUAGUACUAGUAGU
Bolinopsis microptera is the source of this 1639-nucleotide messenger RNA. RefSeq names its product innexin shaking-B-like. Gene Ontology annotation, molecular function: gap junction channel activity. The record is from RefSeq and is a predicted model, not a curated record. Gene Ontology annotation, cellular component: plasma membrane; gap junction. The transcript is spliced from 10 exons. NCBI's taxonomy places the organism in Eukaryota, Metazoa, Ctenophora, Tentaculata, Lobata, Bolinopsidae. The coding region runs from base 191 to 1549 and encodes 452 amino acids.